Messenger RNA from Solea senegalensis (Senegalese sole), 610 nucleotides. Its product is annotated as partitioning defective 3 homolog. The transcript has 5 exons. Gene Ontology annotation, biological process: cell adhesion; establishment of centrosome localization; microtubule cytoskeleton organization. Gene Ontology annotation, molecular function: phosphatidylinositol binding. The coding region runs from base 59 to 610 and encodes 183 amino acids. The record is from RefSeq and is a predicted model, not a curated record. Gene Ontology annotation, cellular component: apical junction complex; adherens junction; cell cortex. Lineage: Eukaryota; Metazoa; Chordata; Actinopteri; Pleuronectiformes; Soleidae.
UAGUUGCUGCAGGAGGAGCGAGAUCAGUGCGGUGUGUUUAGUUUAAGGUGUGGAUGAGAUGAGGAAACAAUGUCACGCUCUCAAGAAGACACUGAAGUCCAGUCACAUCAGCCAGGAUGCCAGCUACUGGCUGCAGGUCCACCGGCUGGAACACGGUGACGGCGGCAUCCUCGACCUGGACGAUGUGCUGUGCGAUGUGGCCGAUGACAAAGACAGGUUGAUCGCCGUGUACGACGAACAGGAGCCCCAUCAUGGAGGCGACGGCACCAGUGCCAGCUCCACAGGGACCCAGAGCCCCGACCUGUUUGCUGCCGACCUCAGUGCCGGCAGCGGGGCUUCGGCCUUCCAGCCGUACCAGACCGCCAGUGAGAUUGAAGUGACGCCCUCUGCCUUGCGAACCAAUAUGCCCCUCCAUGUCCGGCGCAGCAGCGACCCUGCCCUGCUGACCAUCAAUGGUCCGUUCAUCGGCGGCGAGACGCGGAUCCAAACCGAAGAGCCGCCAUCGAGGAAGAACCCCACCCGCUGGUCCACCACCGCGGGCUUCUUGAAAGCGCGACACUCCACUGGUACCAACAGCCUAGAGAGGAAGACUGUUGUCUCCCCGAGCUAA